GUGAGUUUACCGUUUCAAAGUUAUGGAGUAAAUAAUACUAGUAAAUAAUAUGGAAAUAGAAUUCACAACAUAACAAUAUUGUUCAAAUUAUUGUUAUAAGUAUACGUUUUAACAACUUUACCCCAUUCGUAAUACGGAACUUAUGCCUUUUGCUUUCCUAACCGGUCAGUAGUUGUUUUUAUUUUAAUCAUGUCUGACGCCUGGGAAGAAAUUCAAGCUGUGAAGAGCAAAAGAAAUAGUCUUAGAGAGAAGCUUGAGAAGCGUAAAAAGGAACGGCAAAACAUAUUAGGCGCAACUCUCGUGAAUGAUAAAGGAGAAGGUUCAACAUGUAGCAAAGAAAAAUCUGUUUCCAGUCCAGCUCCUCAGAAAAGUGAAGUUCCUGAGAAACCAAAGCUGCCAGUUCCCGUAGCAUCUUUAGAAGUGCGUCUAUUACAAGUCCUGUCCGACAUGCAGCUGCAAUUACCUGCGACAGCCAGUGCAUUGAUACCAGGCCUAGGUGAUGUUGAUACUGGAAUUGUUGCAAGCUUACUACAGAAGUUUGCAACACAGAAGUUAAUCACCAUCAAAGAACGCUUAGAAGGUGCAAUGGAUGCAGAAAUUGAAGUUGUGAGUGCAGAAUCUGUUAGAUUGGCUGCAGUACUGACUGCCCUAAUAGAAGAACAAUCUGCUCCGGCUAAAAGAAAAGGUGACAGCGCAACAGACGAAAGUACAAAUCCCAAAGUUGCCAAAAACGUAACUGAUGACAAAAAGACAGCUAAGAGUGACACCGAUAUUAUGUCACUAUUAGCAAUGCCGUCGAGCAGAGAGAAGGCGGUAAAAAGAGUUGGUGAGGAGAUAAUGGACCUCCUCAGUAAACCUACUGCAAAGGAAAAAUCAUUGGCGGAUAAGUUCAAAAGUCAAGGAGGGGCUCAGGUUAUGGAAUUCUGUCCACACGGGACACGUGCGGAGUGCGUACGCAACGCGAAGACAGACAAGCCCGGGAAGCAGUACGAGUGCAAGAAGCUGCACUUUAAAAAGAUCAUACAGAGCCAUACGGAUGAGUCGUUAGGAGAUUGCUCCUUUUUAAAUACUUGCUUCCAUAUGGACAGUUGCAAAUAUGUUCAUUACGAGGUGGAUAAUGCUGACCCGAAUAUCACGAGCAAAACAACAAACGAACCUGCUACCAAAAAUUCACAUAAUGGUGCAACGAUAGUUCCGAAGCCGGAUGGAGUGUUGACAUUAACUCCUCCGCAAUGGAUACAAUGUGAUUUGAGAUAUUUAGAUAUGACAUUUUUAGGUAAGUUCGCAGUGAUAAUGGCGGACCCGCCGUGGGACAUCCACAUGGAGCUGCCUUACGGCACCAUGUCGGAUGAUGAGAUGAGAUGUCUCGGUGUGCCUCAGUUGCAGGACAGCGGCCUCAUCUUCCUCUGGGUCACCGGCAGAGCAAUGGAGCUCGGCCGCGAGUGCCUCAAGCUGUGGGGCUACGAGCGCGUGGACGAGCUGAUCUGGGUGAAGACCAACCAGCUGCAGCGCAUCAUCCGCACUGGCCGCACCGGACACUGGCUCAACCACGGCAAGGAGCACUGUCUGGUUGGUAUGAAAGGCAACCCUGAGAAUUUGAACCGAGGUCUGGAUUGUGACGUCAUCGUCGCCGAAGUAAGGGCAACUUCACACAAACCUGACGAAAUAUACGGCAUUAUUGAAAGAUUAAGUCCAGGCACAAGAAAAAUAGAAUUAUUCGGUCGACCACACAAUGUUCAACCUAAUUGGAUUACAUUAGGUAACCAAGUGGAUGGUGUAAGAUUAGUGGAACCUGAUCUCAUAGCGGCGUUUAAAAAACGUUACCCCGACGGCAACUGUAUGGCCCCACCUGCUGACCCACUUAGUGUAUGAACUUGUAUGAAAGUGCCUAAAGUAUUGAAUUAAGUGAUUUGUUUGAGAAAUAACAUGGACUGAUUAUAUAUUU
This is a messenger RNA of Papilio machaon (common yellow swallowtail), 1945 nucleotides long. It is a transcript of the gene Mettl3, whose product is annotated as N6-adenosine-methyltransferase catalytic subunit. Lineage: Eukaryota; Metazoa; Arthropoda; Insecta; Lepidoptera; Papilionidae. Gene Ontology annotation, molecular function: mRNA m(6)A methyltransferase activity; mRNA (2'-O-methyladenosine-N6-)-methyltransferase activity. Gene Ontology annotation, cellular component: RNA N6-methyladenosine methyltransferase complex; nucleus. The transcript is spliced from 13 exons. The coding region runs from base 190 to 1872 and encodes 560 amino acids. The record is from RefSeq and is a predicted model, not a curated record.